AUGGUUGUUGACCUGGAACGGCAAGAUUUCGAGUCAGUGGCGGCAGUAUGCUCGAACGAUAUCUAUACGCUUUCGACUCGAAUAAGACAAACAAAGAAGCUAGCUGCAAAAGUCGAGCGGGACCCAGUGUUCAAUCGGGCCUCGGAAAGACUUAGCAAAGACAUGGUGGUUAUUGGAGAACAAUGCAGCGACACAGCUUCACGUAUUCAGGAGCUUAAUACAUGGCCCAGAGACCUUCUCAACGGUUCACAGAGAUCGCAAUUGGAUGAUCUGAAUAGCGGAUUCGACACGGUUCUGAAAGAAAUCCACGAACUGCAAAAAAAUGCAACUACAGUCGCGCGUAAAGUCGCUACUAUUUCAGGGGCAACUUCUAACGCACAAGCAGGAAGCUCUGCAGGCUUGAGUGAAAACACACCCCUUUUACAGCAACUCGUAUCGGCAGAUCUCACCAUCCAUAAUGACCUAAUCGAGGAUCGUGGGCAGGAAAUUGCUGAAAUACAGCGAGGUAUGCUCGAAAUCAAUUCGAUUUUCAAAGACCUUGGCGUUUUGGUUGCUGAACAGGGCGCUAAUCUGGAUACAGUCGAGGAAAAUAUCAGCGACAUGGCCCGAAACACCAACGAGGCUUCUAAUCAGUUGACGAAAGCGGAAAAUUACCAGAGAUCUCGCGGCAAGUGGUCAUGCAUUGCGCUUUUGUUCUUACUAUUUAUCACCACACUAGUUGCCAUUUCCAUUUUUGCCUAA
Wickerhamiella sorbophila is the source of this 741-nucleotide messenger RNA. RefSeq names its product Syntaxin-22. The record is from RefSeq and is a predicted model, not a curated record. Gene Ontology annotation, cellular component: SNARE complex; membrane; endomembrane system. Gene Ontology annotation, biological process: intracellular protein transport; Golgi to vacuole transport; vesicle fusion. Gene Ontology annotation, molecular function: SNARE binding; SNAP receptor activity. The transcript has a single exon. Lineage: Eukaryota; Fungi; Ascomycota; Dipodascomycetes; Dipodascales; Trichomonascaceae. Bases 1 to 741 code for a protein of 246 amino acids.